Molecule: messenger RNA, 2789 nt
Organism: Drosophila serrata
Lineage: Eukaryota; Metazoa; Arthropoda; Insecta; Diptera; Drosophilidae
Gene: Akt
Product: AKT serine/threonine protein kinase
Biological process (GO): protein phosphorylation
Molecular function (GO): protein serine/threonine kinase activity; ATP binding
Source: RefSeq, a predicted model, not a curated record
CUCAACACGAAUUACCUACCGUUUGCCUUGCAGCGGCGAUCAACUGUGGUUGCCAGCGCCGCUCCAGCGCCAGGAACCGCCAGCCGGCAAGCGGAGACUCCAUCGAGCAUCAAUAGCAGUAGGGCCAUUAACAUCAACAACAGCUUCCAAAAUAGCCCAAACAGCAGCGGAGGAGGCGGUAGCAGCGGCGAUCACCUCUCCUGGAGGCAGCCAUCCUGGCUAGAGUCCAGCGCCGGCAGCGCGGACACAGGAAUAAUGUCGAUGAACGCCACCUUCACCACACCCAGCACGCCCAGCAUUAGCAUGAGUCACCCGAUGACCGCCAAUCCUCAGCUGGUCAAGGAGGGUUGGCUGCUUAAGCGGGGUGAGCACAUCAAGACAUGGCGCCAGCGCUACUUCGUUCUACGCUCCGACGGCAGGCUGGAGGGUUACCGCAGCAGGCCGGCGGACAGCACAGCGGUUUCGGAGCCUGUGUUAAAUAACUUCACAGUAAAGGGCUGCCAAAUCAUGACCGUGGAUCGGCCCAAACCAUUUACCUUCAUAAUCCGCGGCCUGCAGUGGACGACGGUGAUCGAAAGGACAUUCGCCGUAGAAUCUGAACUGGAGCGCCAGCAAUGGACGGAGGCCAUUCGCAAUGUCUCCAGUCGGCUGAUCGAAGUGGGCGAGAUGGCCAUGUCGCCGUCGGUGCAGUCUGACAUGGCUGACGUGGACAUGGCCGGUAUUGCGGAAGUGGAGCUCUCCGAGCAGUUCUCGGUGCAGGGUACCACCUGCAACAGCAGCGGCGUCAAGAAAGUGACUUUAGAGAACUUUGAGUUCCUCAAGGUGCUCGGCAAGGGCACCUUCGGUAAGGUUAUCCUUUGCCGCGAGAAGGCCACUGCCAAGCUGUACGCAAUCAAAAUUCAAAAGGAGGUCAUCAUCCAGAAGGACGAGGUGGCUCACACCCUGACAGAGAGUCGUGUGCUCAAGUCCACAAAUCAUCCGUUCCUCAUUUCUCUUAAAUAUUCGUUUCAAACCAACGAUCGCCUGUGCUUCGUCAUGCAGUACGUGAACGGAGGAGAGCUGUUCUGGCAUCUGAGCCACGAGCGCAUAUUCACCGAGGACCGCACCCGGUUUUACGGAGCCGAGAUCAUUUCGGCCCUGGGCUACCUGCAUUCGCAGGGCAUCAUCUAUCGCGACUUGAAGCUGGAGAAUCUUUUGCUGGACAAAGAUGGCCACAUCAAGGUCGCCGACUUCGGUCUGUGCAAAGAGGACAUCACGUACGGCCGCACAACGAAAACCUUCUGCGGCACACCGGAAUAUCUAGCGCCGGAAGUAUUAGACGACAAUGACUAUGGCCAGGCUGUGGAUUGGUGGGGCACCGGCGUGGUCAUGUAUGAGAUGAUAUGUGGUCGUCUUCCGUUUUAUAAUCGUGAUCAUGAUAUACUCUUUACAUUGAUUUUGGUUGAGGAGGUUAAGUUCCCACGCAAUAUCACAGAUGAGGCGAAAAAUCUGCUCGCCGGUCUGCUGGUCAAGGAUCCCAAGAUGCGUCUGGGAGGUGGCAAAGAUGAUGUCAAGGAGAUACAAGCGCAUCCCUUCUUUGCGAGUAUUAAUUGGACGGAUCUGGUUCUGAAAAAGAUUCAGCCGCCUUUCAAGCCUCAGGUCACAUCAGAUACGGAUACAAGGUACUUUGACAAGGAGUUUACGGGAGAGAGUGUGGAACUUACGCCGCCGGAUCCUACCGGGCCAUUAGGCUCCAUAGCCGAAGAGCCGCUUUUCCCGCAGUUCAGCUACCAAGGAGACAUGGCCUCCACGUUGGGCACCUCGUCGCACAUUAGUACUUCCACAAGUCUCGCAUCGAUGCAAUAGAACAAGUUUACAAACUUUAACAAGCACACACAUCAUGUUCUGCUUCAUCACCUAUAACUAUACUAUACCUAUAACAUAUAUAGAAAUGGGCAAAAAAAGAAAAAGCAAGAAAAUAUUAAACAAUAAUUAUACGAAGAUAAUGAAGGCAAGCUAAAGGGGUUUUCUUGCUAUACGUUCUACAAACACCAAUAAUAAGAGGAAUCCAAUCGAUAGUAACUUAUUUUUUCAUAACUAGAAAGGGAGAUCGAAGCCGAGGAAAAAGUUUACAACAUAUGAUUAUACACAUAUACAUAUAUAUAUAUAUACAUCUAAAUAUAACACUUGGGGCAUCGAGCUUGAAGUGAUUAGUUAAUCUUAAACGCAAGUAAAACAUUUAAUCGAGCUGCUCCUAGGCGGUACGUCAGAUGGAAGGCAGGCGUCGCAGGCAUCGCACGCAUAAGGCCCGCUUAAUCUGAUUGAUUAUAUAGAGCAACAUAUACACGGCACUCACACACACACAGACACUUAGCUUAUAGUGAACGUGAAGUUAAGUUAACUGAACAGCAACAAAUCGAAAUACCCCCUCCCCAACACAUACACACUCGUAUAUUUACAUUAUUUAUACUCCAAAGAAGCAAGAAAAGAAAUAAUUACGAGUUAUAUUUAAUGUUAAAAUUGCCUCUUAUGUGCUGUGCUUUAUGCAAGACCACAGCAAGAACAACAUAACCGAAAUGGGAAACAAACUAAUAGGUAAUAAACGACAGAAAUGAUUACAAAAAUGCAGUUUAACAGGCGCCAGCAAUCAGUGAAUCAGUUCAAUUAAAGCUCCAAUAUCUACACACAGGCCGAAACGUAUUUCGAAAACAAUAACAAGAGCCACUAAAUAAUUACGAUGGUCGCCAUUUUUUAUUAUAAUUUUUUUACGAGAAAAUAUAUUUGUACAUAUUUAUAUAAAGAGCAUAAAA